AUGGUUAUUAUUAGUGAAGAACAAUUGGAAUAUGCAGCUAAAAAUUCUCUUUGGAGACCUCAGCUUGAAAAGGAUGCUUGUGGAGUUGGUUUCUGUGCCUCGGUAAAAGGGAUUCAAACUCAUGAGAUUCUCAAGGCUGGACGUGUAAUGCUUGAACGGAUGGCUCAUCGUGGUGCAUGUGUUGGUGACAACGACUCAGGUGAUGGAGCAGGUGUUAUGACAGCAAUUCCAGAUGACCUCUAUCGUGAAGACAUUAAAAGGACUAAUGAUAUUGACCUUCCUCCUCUUGGACAAUAUGCAACUGGAAUUCUCUUUCUUUCGCCCGAAUCAUACAAACAAGCAAAGGAGUCCUUUUCCGAUUUGGCGCGUGGUUGCAAACUACAAGUGCUCGCUUGGAGAAAAUUAAAAGUUAAUUCUGAUCACUUGGGAAGAGAAUCAAGAAAAACUGAACCUUUGAUGCGACAAGUUUUUGUAACAAGCGACUUUGCUUCAAAUCAAAAACGUUUUCAUCAAGCUAUUUAUUUAUUACGUAAACAGACGACAAUUAGAAUGUUACAGCAAGGAGUUAGUUGCUAUGUUGUUUCUCUUUCUGCUACCACAAUUGUUUAUAAGGGUCAAUUCACUUCUCAUCAGCUUUUUCUUUAUUAUGAUGAUUUACAGAAUCCUAAAUUUGUAACACAUUUGGCAAUGGUUCACUCAAGAUUUUCUACUAAUACAUUCCCAAGUUGGAGUAGGGCACAACCAAAUAGAAUGUUGGCUCACAAUGGAGAAAUUAAUACACUUAGAGGGAAUAUCAACUUUAUGAAGGCUAGAGAAGGAAUUAUGAGUUCUCGUGAAUAUGGUGAAAGCAUUCACAAACUUUAUCCUGUGGUAGAAAAUGAAAUGACUGAUUCAGGUUCUUUUGACAAUGUGUUAGAGUUUCUUGUGCAUGCUGGCAAUCGUUCAUUACCUGAAGCAGCAAUGACAAUGGUCCCAGAGGCUUGGGAAAAGGACGAGGAUAUGAAUCACGAAAAAAGGAUUUUCUAUCGGUGGGCAGCUAUGCAAAUGGAGCCCUGGGAUGGACCAGCUCUUUUGGCAUUCAGCGAUGGACACUAUAUUGGCGCUAUUCUCGAUCGAAAUGGUCUCAGACCAGCAAGAUAUUGCGUUACUGCUGAUGACCAUAUUUAUUUGGCUAGCGAAGUUGGUAUAAUUGAUUUGCCUGCCGAAUGUGUCGUUAAGAGGGUGGGUUUAUUUUUUUAUACAAAUUUUAAAUUUAAUUUAUCAAAAUUUAAAAAGUACUUUUAUUACAAAAUAUAA
Molecule: messenger RNA, 1296 nt
Organism: Meloidogyne enterolobii
Lineage: Eukaryota; Metazoa; Nematoda; Chromadorea; Rhabditida; Meloidogynidae
Source: the annotation of a GenBank genome assembly